GUAUCAAUGUCGUCCAUACUAUCAGUUUGAUUUGAAACAACACAACGAGUGAAUGGUUUCAUCAUUUCAGCCUCGACAUUCUGAACAUGAGCGUUAACGCCCAUAAUGGUGGCCGACGGCUGAGUUACCUGGAGUCGCUGGACGAUUUUGAUUCGAGUGAAGAUGAGACCGAGAAGAAAAUCUCUGAACCUCAGGAUGAGGUGUGGGGCUGGGAUCUCUUCAGGCACUAUCCACCGAAAACGAAAACUGGAUCCAAUGCUGAUAUGAGCUUCUACCAGAAUGCUAUUAAGGCACUCAAAGUGGUGACAUACUUGAUUUUAUUUGCACUUGUGCUUGGGGGAGGAGUACUUGCUAAAGCGGCUAUAUUGCUCGCAGCAGCUCAAAUUGGGGACCAAGCAUCGUCCAAAUACUGCGAUUAUAAGUCACCCCAAGGAUCUCUGACCGUGGAUAAAACCGCUACUAUAAGUGAAGAUGGUAGGAUUUACUGGUACUGGUGUGUGAUCCUGGCAUUUUUAGUCCCGGAGGUCCUGACCCUCCUGACAACGACCUUUCACCUUCUAUUCAAGAAGCGGAAAAUCCCAUCUUAUCUCGACCUCUUGUUCGCCAGCGUUUCUGAGAGUUUUCAUGCAGCAGCAAUGGCUCUACUCUUUCUGCUCGUCAUACCGGGGAUGAAUUCAUUGUUGGCAGCUGCUGUCACCAGCUGUACUUGCUUCAUUCCGGCUCUUCUUGGGCUCCUAUCAAGAACGAAGAGUGACAGCUCAGGUCGAUUCCACGUCUGGAUGAUAGUUGGAGACAUAAUCGCUGUCCUCGCUCAAUUGACCGGAAUCUGCCUCCUCCCCAUUGUUGAGAGCAUCGACGAGACAGCAAGAUGGUGGUUACCCACAGUUUUAAUUUUUGCUUCGUGCAGGUGGUGGCCCAACUUUGUAUCCCCGAGGAGUAGAAUAGGUGUGAUCAGAAUCCUCUCGAACAUGAAAGAUCGUCUGGAAUUAUCGCGAAGUAUUGUUCAGGGGGCAACAGCCUUCUGUAGAAUAGCGGUCUUUUGCGUGACCUCUAUGAUCAUCAUCCACGUCAAAGGGAUUGAUUUGGACAGGUUUUACAGCACCUUUCCUGGGAGUGGAAACUACCUCGUCCGCAUAUCCAGCAAUGUGAUUUCGGAAGAAUCAGACAUCCCAACGGAACAAGUACAAUAUCUUUCCGUUAGCUCUUCCGUACCUCUGCUCAUAUUUUUUAUUCAUGUGAUUACGUCCUUCGGCACUUAUUUCGCAGGCACAUGCGCUAGUCGAUCGCUGAUGCAGAAGUUCGGUCUGGCUAUUCCAGUGAGUCUCACAGUUCCUUCAACAAUAGUAUGUAUCUUCGUCUUGUCAGUGGUCCGAGAAGGAGACGUAUGUGCAUUGCACAACUUCCUUCCCGAUUAUAUAUUUUUCAAAUUGCCAUUUGAACACAUUGGGGCAGUGUCAGAUGUGCUGGAGCACUGGGAGCAGUGGUUGUGGAUCCCCUGGUUGUUCUCCCAAGCCUGGGUGACAAUGCACAUCUGGACACCUCAAUCUGAGAGGCUCGCCAAGACAACUCGUUUAUUCAUAAUCUCUCUCUAUGAUUCCCUGAUGAUUGAUCAGUCCCUCAUGCUCAGCAGAAGGCGCGAGGAGCCCCUGGAGUUGGAAGAUACCAAGGUGAAUGACCGUGUGACCAAGAUAUAUGUCUGUGCGACAAUGUGGCAUGAGCUCGCUGACGAGAUGAUGAAGUUCAUCAACAGUGUUAUUAAGCUCGAUCUGUACAGAUCGGCCACCAAAUUCACCCAGAGCCGGUACAAAGUACAGAUGGAUGACUAUUACGAGCUGGAGACCCACGUCUUCUUCGACGACGCCUUCCAGUGCAGGCACGGAUGUAAAUCGGGCCAAUGUAAUCACAGUGAGAACGACACUGAAGUGAAUUGGUAUGUGAAGGAAUUUAUCGCAGCGAUGGAGACUUCUGUCACGAAGUUGGGAUACCUAGCGUUACCUCCGACAAAGUAUCCCGCACCUUAUGGUGGCCGGCUGGAGUGGAUGUUACCAGGUAAGACUCCGCUGAUCGUUCAUCUGAAGGACAAGAACAAAAUUCGACAUAGGAAGCGAUGGAGUCAGGUGAUGUACAUGUACUAUCUCCUCGGCUAUCGGCUGAUGGAUCGUCCGACCUACUCCGUCGAGCGGAAGGCCGCGAUGGCUGAGAACACCUUCCUCCUGACCUUGGAUGGCGACAUAGACUUCGAUCCCUGCGCACUUAUCGUUCUUCUUCACUUGAUGAAACGUGACAAGGAACUCGGAGCAGCUUGCGGGAGAAUCCAUCCAAUGGGCUCGGGCCCAAUGGUCUGGUAUCAGAUGUUCGAGUACGCGAUAGGCCACUGGCUUCAGAAAUCCACAGAACACAUCAUUGGUAGCGUGCUUUGCAGCCCGGGAGCGUUCUCCCUCUUUCGCGCUCAAACGCUCAUGCAGGACAAUGUUAUGAGGAAGUACGCGACGAUGUCCACCGAGGCGAGGCACUACGUUCAAUAUGAUCAGGGGGAGGAUCGCUGGCUCUGCACCCUCAUCCUCCAGGCUGGCGGGAGAGUCGAGUACUGCGCUGCGUCAGACUCUUAUACUCACGCCCCGGAGACCUUCAACGAGUUCUUCAAUCAGAGAAGACGAUGGAUUCCCUCAACAAUUGCUAAUAUUCUUGACCUUCUCAGCACCUCGAAUCAAACUAGAAAACUCAACGAGAACUUCUCGUUGCCGUUUGUUAUUUACGAGUGGAUUCUCAUGGGGUCGACAAUUCUCGGUCCAGGCACCAUAUUCCUGAUGCUGGUGGGGGCCUUUGUAGCUGCGUUCAAUAUCGAUAACUGGACAAGCUUCUCGUACAAUCUCAUACCCAUAACUAUUUUUGUCGUUGUAUGUUUCUUCUGUAAAGAGAAAAUUCAACUCUUGGUGGCCGGCAUCAUCUCCGCUGUCUACGGUCUCGUAAUGGUGAUUGUUCUCGUAGGAAUUAUGAUACAGAUCACGGAGGACGGGUGGGUUGCACCCUCAACACUUCUAUUCCUCAUUGUUGCGGUGCAGUUGAUAGUCGCUGGGCUGCUACAUCCUCAGGAGCUGAUGUGUCUUGUUUGUGGAAUUAUCUACUAUAUAACAGUGCCCUCUAUGUACAUGCUGCUGAUAAUCUACUCAUUAUUCAAUUUAAAUAACGUCAGCUGGGGAACGAGAGAGUCGAAACCAGUGGCUGCUGAAAAUGACGGUGAGACGGACCCGAAGAAGCCUCAAAAGGAUGCGAAGGAGGAGCCUAAAGAAAGUGGAAUGAUUGACUUCUCGUUCGCCGGAUUAUUCAGGUGUAUCCUCUGCACCCAUGACGACAAAUCCCCGACGGACAAGAAGCUGGAGAUCAUCAGCCAGUCGUUGCGCCACAUCGGGUCGCGGUUGGACUCCCUGGAGUGUGGUGAGAAUGCGAAUCCUCUCAGUCGAAGACACGAAGAGAAAAAAAUCCACUUUGAGAAAGAGAUAAAGACGGGCUUUGAGAAGCCGAAAGACGUUGAGAUGACGAAGGGACAUUCGGGUCAUGAGGAAGAGGGGAUUGGAGAUAAAUCAGGUACUUUCUUGGUUUCCCCUCAGUGGAUUCGCGAUAAGGAUCUGAGUAAAGGUCGAGUUGAAUUUUUAACACAUGAAGAGGAAGUCUUCUGGGGUAGACUCAUCAAGAAAUAUCUUUCUCCCAUUGAAGAGGAUAAGACACAGAUUGCCAAAACAGCAGAAUCGCUCAAAAAUCUUCGUGACGGAUUUCUCUUCAAGUUCUUCAUGAUCAAUGGACUGUUUGUAGUAGCUGUUUUUGUUAUGCAAUUGAAUAAGGAUCUUCUGCAUCUGGAGUGGCCACUGGGUAAGACGUAUAAUGUGACGUUUACAGAGGUCGAGCAGACUGUCCAUAUCGCCAAAGGGUAUCUCAAACUCGAGCCCAUUGGAUGUCUCUUCAUCAUUGCCUUUGUGGGCAUUCUGUUCGUUCAGUUCCUGGCGAUGCUGGUGCAUCGGUUCGACACCUUUUGUCAUAUGCUUGCGAACACUCAUUUGGAAGUCAAGAGUUGCUGCAGAGCGAAAGAUUCUGACGAGGGACCUCUUCAGAGCAAAGCCAAUGAAAUAGUCAAGGCUCUUCAACGACUGGCUGAAAAUAACGCACAUCCGGUAACACCUCCCGGGUCUCAGCCAGUUGCUCAACCCAACAAACGAAAUACAGUUCAUGCGCUGAUAGCAAAAGAAAACAAGACAACUUUAGCUGCUGAUUUCGACACUGUAUUCCGACAGACUCUGCGGGAGCCAGCGACAAAUCACAGGCUGACGUCCAUGGGUGUCUCAGAGCACGUCCUCAAGACCUUCGAACACCGCAGGACAAUAUUUGCACAACGGAAAUCCCAGUUACAGCCCACCAACUCCACCGGAAUCUACCAAGAUCCAGAGGGUGCCAGAGGACAAAUUCAGAACCACACGACAGCCUCGGUGCAUCCUCAUACCUAUGACAACCCGGUGUUCAUCUCGGACGAUGGUACCUCACCGAUUCAGCUGCGGCGCAAACGAUGAGUUUCCGAUGUUCGUGAGUAAAGGACUGUAGCAAAUUGUAAUCACUAGGGUUGCCAAAUAAAAUCAUUGUCAUUUUACAAAUCAUGUCACUACCUCGGUUCCUCCAAUAUAUCCGAUAUUAUAAAAAGAAAAAUCAUGAAGGGCCUGAAACGAAUUAUCGGUCGGAAAAUGGAUUUCCUUUUGUUAUUUUCCGUCAACGGAAACUU
Molecule: messenger RNA, 4765 nt
Organism: Diachasmimorpha longicaudata
Lineage: Eukaryota; Metazoa; Arthropoda; Insecta; Hymenoptera; Braconidae
Product: chitin synthase chs-2-like
Exons: 8
Coding region: 87-4559 (1490 amino acids)
Cellular component (GO): cell septum; cell periphery
Molecular function (GO): chitin synthase activity
Source: RefSeq, a predicted model, not a curated record